GCCGUAUAGUUUGAAUUGAGAAAUCAAAGUGAAUGAAUUAAAAGUUAGCUAAACCAAUUUAGCAAAACAAAAACGCAAAUCUUAAAAAAAAAUUUAACCAGUGUUUUGAAAAAAAUUUGAAAAUAGUAAAGUUUUAAUAAACAUUAUACAUAUAUUAAACGAAACAUCACAUAAAAAUGGUUGCAAUUGGAAUUGAUUUGGGAACAACAUACUCCUGCGUUGGAGUCUUCCAACAUGGUAAAGUGGAAAUCAUUGCAAACGACCAAGGUAACCGCACAACACCCAGCUAUGUGGCAUUCACAGAUUCAGAGCGGUUAAUCGGAGACGCCGCGAAAAAUCAGGUUGCCAUGAACCCAAAGAACACAGUUUUCGAUGCAAAACGUUUGAUUGGACGAAAAUAUAAUGACCAAAAAAUUCAGGCUGAUAUGAAGCAUUGGCCUUUUACGGUGGUUAACGACUGCGGGAAGCCGAAGAUCAGUGUAGAUUUUAAAGGUGAGCAGAAGAGCUUUGCUCCAGAAGAAAUCAGUUCUAUGGUGUUGACAAAAAUGAAGGAGACUGCUGAGGCAUACUUGGGAGCAACGGUGAAGGAUGCAGUAAUUACAGUACCAGCUUACUUCAACGAUUCACAGCGUCAAGCUACAAAAGACGCUGGUGCCAUUGCUGGACUGAAUGUUCUUCGAAUUAUAAAUGAACCAACAGCAGCAGCUUUGGCGUAUGGUCUGGACAAAAAUCUAAAAGGCGAACGCAAUGUGCUCAUAUUCGAUUUAGGAGGUGGUACCUUUGAUGUAUCAAUUCUGACAAUUGAUGAGGGCUCAUUGUUCGAAGUGCGAGCCACAGCUGGCGAUACACAUUUGGGUGGUGAAGAUUUUGACAACCGACUAGUCAACCAUUUUGCAGAAGAAUUCAAGCGAAAAUAUAAAAAGGACUUGCGAUCGAAUCCACGAUCAUUGCGCCGUUUACGUACAGCAGCCGAAAGAGCGAAACGCACUUUGUCAUCCAGCACAGAAGCCAGCAUAGAAAUUGAUGCUUUAUAUGAGGGCGUAGAUUUCUAUACAAAAAUAAGUCGAGCACGCUUCGAAGAAAUGUGUGGUGAUUUGUUCCGCAGUACUUUGGAUCCAGUGGAAAAGGCUUUGAAUGAUGCCAAAAUGGACAAAAGUCAAAUCCACGAUAUUGUUUUGGUUGGUGGUUCCACUCGCAUUCCUAAGGUACAAAGUUUGCUACAAACAUUCUUCGGCGGAAAGAAUUUGAAUCUUUCUAUCAACCCAGACGAGGCGGUAGCAUACGGUGCAGCGAUUCAAGCAGCAAUUUUAAGUGGAGAUAAGAGUAGUCAAAUUCAGGACGUACUUUUAGUAGAUGUAGCACCAUUGUCGCUUGGAAUUGAAACUGCUGGUGGAGUUAUGACAAAACUAAUCGAGCGAAACAGCCGUAUUCCAUGCAAACAAUCUAAAACCUUUACAACUUAUGCGGAUAACCAACCAGCUGUUACCAUUCAAGUAUUUGAAGGCGAAAGGGCUAUGACCAAAGAUAACAAUCUGCUGGGCACAUUCAAUUUAAAUGGCAUUCCGCCAGCACCGCGUGGUGUGCCAAAAGUAGAUGUAGUUUUCGAUUUAGAUGCCAAUGGAAUUUUGAAUGUGACAGCUAAGGAGAUGAGCACCGGAAACGCUAAGAAUAUUACCAUUAAGAACGAUAAAGGACGUUUAUCUCAGGCCGACAUCGAUCGCAUGGUUAAUGAAGCUGAAAAAUAUGCCGACGAGGAUGAAAAACAACGACAACGUAUUGCUGCGCGCAAUCAACUCGAAAGUUAUGUAUUUAGUGUUAAACAAGCAGCUGAGGAAGCUGGUAGUAAACUAAGUCAAUCGGACAAAAAUCAUGUCCUGGAGAAGUGCAACGAGACGGUUAAUUGGUUGGAUGCCAAUACCACAGCCGAAAAAGAAGAAUACGAGUAUAAGUUGGAGGAGUUAACAAAAAUCUGUAGUCCAAUUAUGACAAAGAUGCACCAACAAGCAGGCGGUCCGCAGCCAAGCAACUGCGGUCAACAAUCUAGUAAUUAUGGAGGAGGCAAUUACGGUGGCCCAACUGUUGAAGAAGUUGACUAAAUGCCAUUUUAGAGUAUUAAAAACUCAUGAGUAUGUUUAUAAUUGUUUGUUUAUAAAAUGCUAAAAUACUGUCAAAAAUGUUAAUUUAUUGGUAUUGAAUUUAAUAUUUAAGUUGCAUAAAAUAGUGAUAAUUAAAGAAACUUUUUCAGUUUGUAAUUUACUAAACGAGUUAAACAUUAA
Molecule: messenger RNA, 2276 nt
Organism: Ceratitis capitata (Mediterranean fruit fly)
Lineage: Eukaryota; Metazoa; Arthropoda; Insecta; Diptera; Tephritidae
Product: heat shock protein 68
Exons: 1
Coding region: 177-2096 (639 amino acids)
Biological process (GO): cellular response to unfolded protein; protein refolding
Cellular component (GO): cytoplasm
Molecular function (GO): misfolded protein binding; ATP hydrolysis activity; ATP-dependent protein folding chaperone
Source: RefSeq, a predicted model, not a curated record